UCGAAAAUGAAAAUUUUAUACUGGAAUUUUUACCUUAAUUUAUUGAGAAUUUUUGUAAACAAAACAGUGUAUAUAUGUAAACAACAAUGGCGGCUUUUGGAAACCGAUUUUUUGAAAAAUUGGGUGAAGUUGAUUAUGAAAAUGAUGACAUGAGGAUUUCAUCAAAUUAUCGGGUUGAAGUAGAAGAAUGGCAAGAUAUCAAUAAAGAGUUAAAAAAGCAUGGACUACCCAUAGUUAGAAUUCUCCAUCCAUCUGAUGUUACAUUGUUAUCAGGUAGAACAAUAUGUAUGGACCUACCCAUGAGCCAGACAGUGAGGGAAAACUUCAUCUCAUUAAUGGUAGACUGUGAUCACAGGCAGAAUCUCCUACAAGAUCUCAUCUUAUCCAAUAACCAAAUCAAGGAGGAUUUGACGAAGCAGACAGAUUUGAUGGAAAAAUACCAUGGCCGUAUGAAAGAAUUAAAAGUUUUACUAGAAAGUUCAAGAAAUAGAGUAGAGGAACUUGAAAAAGACCAAGAUAUGAAGUCUUCUAUCUUUGAAGAGGAAGAAGAAAAAUUGAAGAACACCAAGAAAUCAAUGCAUCAAAAAUGUAAAUUUCUUCAACAGAAAUGUGACAACCAGGAAAAAGAACUUGAGAGAUUAAAACAUAAAUUGGGCAAAAUGGCCAGUGAGGAAGAAAAACGUACUGAAAGACAGAAUCAAAUUUUUCAAGAAUUUAAAAAGAGAACUGCAAGAGCUCACAAUACCAUGGAUGAAAAGUUGCUAGAUAUAAUUGAUGCUUAUGAAAAACAGAUUAGUAGUAUGCAAAAAGAGCUAGACUUUUAUAAGUCAGAUGAGGUUACAGACAACAGAACCUAUGAGGAGGACUCUGUACAUGAAACAGGAGUAUCAUCCAAUAUGAAGUCUCUCAUCAGGUCUUAUGAGAAACAGUUGUCCAAAGCAAAUGACAAAGUAAAGAAAUUGCAAGAUGAAAAGGAUUUAGUCAAAUUAGAAAUGGGAUCUAGACCCGAGAUAACAGACUACAGAGUCAUUCAACAAAGAGUGAAAAAAUUAGAGAAACUAUUAGCUGUACAUAAUAUAAACAUACCUGGAGAAAAUGACAAGAAGGAUCCAUUCAGACAGAGGAAAAAGUAUAGUACAAAGUUAGAUGAUUUAGAAUACUUACCACUAGACUUAUGUAGACAGUACCUUAGGGAUGUUGCUACUGAAUUAGACACGGAUGAUCUUGAGAAUGUUACACCUCGGGUACAGAAAUUUAAUGAAAGACUAGAGACUGCAUUACAGUUUGAGCAGUUCUGUAGGAAUGUAACAGAAAUGGUAAAUGAUGAUGACAUAAAUACAAGUAAAGGAAGAUCUAAAAGUCCUUCAAGGAAGAAAAAUACUCUAAGUUCUAAAAGUUUACAGUUAGCCAUGGCCACCAUACAGAGCUGGAAAGAUGAUCAAGAUUCAUUACAGGAAUUAGCAAUAUCAGUGAACAAACUUGGAGACAGAGUAGCACCCUGGUUAAAGAUCAGAAUGAGUGCUGAACCAUCGGUUUCAAAAAUCAUCACAGCACUAGACAAACUUGUUUAUGAUGAUGGUAUCUCAAGAGAUAAGGAUGGAAAAGAACAUCCAUCUCGUACAGUCCUUGAGAGUAUUGUUAAGCAUUUCCAGACUCUAUUUGAUGUUCCAUCAGUGUCUGGGGUUUACCCUCGUAUGAAUGAUAUCUACAGCAAAUUAGGAGAAGUCCACAAUGUAUUAAAUACUCUCAGAAACCUUUUAGGUUUAGAUGCAGAUUGCAAAUCUUCAGACAUUGUAGACACAGUAGGGCGUCUAUGUAGCCAACAUAAUAAUACAACAAGUAAACAGCUUAAAGCUCUGUUACAGACAGAGGAUUUAGAGGGUGUAAUAAGAAGACUGGAAGAGCAUAAUUCAUUUUUCCCAGCUUUCCAAGAAGUUAUGAGAAAAAUGUUUGAUAUUUUAGAUGUACAAAGAAUGGAUCAGGUGAUACCAGCAGUCAGAGCAUUGAAGUUAUUGGCCAGCUGAAAUAAUGAAACUGUCAGCAUAGGGAGGGUCUAGAACAAGUUACUACUGCAGUUAAAUCAUUGAAAUUGUGUGCUGGCUGAUGUAUCAUAACUUUGUUAUCAUGGGGAAGGUCUGAAAUGAUCGAGUUCUGAUUGCAGUCACAUAUAUCAAAGACAUGAUCUCCACUGAAAGUUUUGAUUGCAGUUAGAACAAGACAGUUUUUGACCAGUUUUGAUAUAAGACAUCAUGGGAAAGGGGGUACAUGGAAAAGAAGUUUUGGAAGUCAUAGUAUUGGAGUGGCUAGUAACUUGAAAAGUUAGGGAAGGAAUUUUACGAAAGUUCUGCAACAUAUGUAUGUGUAUUUAUAAAAAGUAAUUCAGGUCAUUUUAAUAGCACAAAAGAAAAGUUUCAUUCUUUGAUAAAACUAAGUUGCUACUAAAAUAGGCAGCAUUAAAUCAGAUUUUAGCCAAUGAAUCCAACGUUAAACAUUAUUUGUUAUUAGGGACAAUUUGUUUAUUAUAGAUAUUUAUAAUAUGUAAUUGUUUUUGUAUGAAUGGUGCUUAUUUUCCAAUUUCUCAUCUUCAAAUUUAAAAUAAAUUGGAAAUCCUUGUAUAUUUUUUUUUAUUUCAGUACCUGUUUGAAAAAUAUGAAUUAUAAUGGUUUAGUUUUCCAAAAAUGGUCCACAUCUCAAAGGCUUGUAUUUGAAGAAUUCUUUGUAUUUGCUAAAAUACAAAUGUAAUGUACAUACAUUAUUUAGUUUUUUUAAUACAUUAACUUCGAAAUUCUAAAGUGACUAGUGGUGAAAUUUCAUUGAAAAAGAGCAAGAUAUUAUUAUUGCCUAUAAUCAGAAAGUUUUUCUCAUUUUUUGGAGUGAGAUUGUAAAAUUUUAGUUUUAAAAUGUAUAAUUAACAGUGUUGAGUCUAACUUCAACUAAUGUUUCAAAGUAUUGACCUCUGUUUAUAGAAAUCAUCAAAAACUCAACCAUCAUAGAUAGAUGAUUCAGUUAUAUCUGUUGUUCCUUAAAUACUGUUUAUUUCUUUAUUUCAUGAUAUUAAUCAUCAUUAAUUCUAUACCUUUGUCAGUGGUUUUUUUAUAUAUGAUUUUUUUUAAAAUUAAACAACAAGGGGUACAAAAUAUAUAUAUAUGUGUUAUUUAUAAUUACUUGUGUUGUUUUGAAAACUUAACACAAUAGAUAAAUGCAUAAAUGAAUAUAAUGUG
Molecule: messenger RNA, 3221 nt
Organism: Mytilus californianus (California mussel)
Lineage: Eukaryota; Metazoa; Mollusca; Bivalvia; Mytilida; Mytilidae
Product: centrosomal protein of 70 kDa-like
Exons: 19
Coding region: 87-2024 (645 amino acids)
Biological process (GO): cilium assembly; regulation of microtubule cytoskeleton organization
Cellular component (GO): centrosome
Molecular function (GO): gamma-tubulin binding
Source: RefSeq, a predicted model, not a curated record